This is a messenger RNA of Apiotrichum porosum, 987 nucleotides long. RefSeq lists its product as uncharacterized. Lineage: Eukaryota; Fungi; Basidiomycota; Tremellomycetes; Trichosporonales; Trichosporonaceae. The record is from RefSeq and is a predicted model, not a curated record. Bases 1 to 987 code for a protein of 328 amino acids. The transcript has a single exon.
AUGCUCUCUUCACACCUCGCCUUUGCCCUCCUCUCUGCCAUGGCCAUGGCCAGCCCUGUCCCUCAGAAACGCGCUGAGACCACCUGCACGGAUAUCAACCACUGUGAAUUCAAGGGGUGCUGGACAGAGAUGGACGGCCAGUCGUGGUGCAGUCCAGACGAUGGCAACACGGCCUCGACGUUUUCGCUCAAUGAGAUCCUGUUUGACACCGGCAUGGACCUUAAAAAGCGCAAGGCCUAUACAGAGGGCAUCCCGAGCAGCCUGGUGCUCGAGGCCAUUGGCCGUUCGCCCACGUUUACCGGUGGAGCGGAAGGCACCGGCUCCAUCCUCAACACGAUGAGCCUCCUCGCCAAGCUCUCGGCUACGCACGCCAUUGAAAUGAGGAACGUCAUCAGCUGGGGUGUCGAAAUUGGCGUCGAGUCGGACCGCAGCGUCACUUCAUCGUUCUACUACACCGGUGAAGGCAGUGCUAAAAACGGUAAAAUUGUGUUUUCCGCUUCCAACGUCCUCGACGGCAGCCAGGAGCAGUCGAUGGGGUUCGUGGCUCACGAGAUGGGUCACGCCGUCUUUGACCAUGGUGGAUACAGUGCCGACCUCCAGAACAGCCUGAGCGGCCAAGGCGACCUCGCCAACCAGGACAUCUAUGGUAACCUGGCUGGCAUGGUCAACGAGCCGUUCGCGGGUAUCUUCGCCCAGCGUAGCACUCUGUACCAGCACAUUGACAACCCCGACAAGAGCAAGUGUUACUGGAACCGCCUCGUGUGGUCUUGGGAUGUCAACAGCCUCUUCAGGACGCCCGACGAGGGCUACUGGAAAUACUACGGCCUUCACAACCCCAAGUCGUAUGAAGGUUUCCAGCCGCUUCUGGACAUUGGCGUCAACGUCCUCUUGCCCCGCCUCGCGGAAGAGUACGGCCUCACCAACGACCCGUACCUUCGCGCCGGCAUUGAGGCGUAUGUCUCAAAGGAUGCCGAAUGCAAGGAUUAA